Magallana angulata is the source of this 4164-nucleotide messenger RNA. RefSeq lists its product as uncharacterized. The transcript has 12 exons. Bases 30 to 3227 code for a protein of 1065 amino acids. The record is from RefSeq and is a predicted model, not a curated record. Gene Ontology annotation, molecular function: protein binding. Lineage: Eukaryota; Metazoa; Mollusca; Bivalvia; Ostreida; Ostreidae.
GUCCAAAGUUGUUUUAUUUUGUGAGAAGAAUGCUGUGUAAAAUGGAAGUGAGUUUUCUUGUUCUCUCCGUUCUCUUUGUCUUUCCCGCAACCGCUGAUGAUGACGUCAUUUUGGCUGUUCUGGGGAGCACCGUAGUUUUGGACUGUAAGAUUCCUCAGACUGACACCCUGAUCUGGGACCGGCCUGACGGCACGGUGCUCGCCAUCAAGGGCGCUGUUCAUCAGACCGUGAACGCCAGCAGGUUCAUACUGCGGAACGCCUCGGCGCUGCAGUCACUCAGCAUCCACGACCUGUUCCUGUCCGAUGACGGACAGUACAGGUGCUACGACUUGGCGGACGCCGGCAGGAAACAAAACUUCACAGUCAACAUCUUUGUACGACCCACCCUGUUUACUGUGAACGGACCAGACACUGUUAUAGAUGAGGGAUCUGUACAGACCCUAACAUGUACAGCGGACGGCGGAAAACCUCCACCCCUAGUACAGUGGCAUCUACUGGGUCCGAACACGAACGGAACCACUUACGUCGGACACGACGUGGACACGGUUCACGCCAACGGCACCAUUUCUCGGGUGAACACCCUUAGGUUGACGCUCGACAGGACGAUGUAUAAGGGGUCUGUGAUAUGUGACGCCAGCAUACAGUAUUUCUACCAAGUUCAACAAACAGUGGUUCUGAACGUUAACCUUGCUCCCCUGGCUCCGGUCUUUGAUAGCUUCACCGGAUUGUUUGAUGAUGGGGAGUUAAGAACCAUCACGUGUCAUAGUAACGGAAGUAGACCUGCAGCAAAAAUCUUCUGGAUGCUGAAUGGCGUUCGAGUUAACAGCACCUUUGUACAAGUAAUCAGAAACUCGGACGAUACUUACUUGGUCAGAGGGACGUUGAUUCGACACCUUACCAGAAACAUGGAGAACCAGGCUCUCUCCUGUGUAGUUACAAACCCAGUUUUACAAAAGACGUUUAUACAAAGUCUCAACCGCUCAGUUGUCCUUCUACCUAAUUACUCCCCCUCAAUAUCGGCAGAUAACGGAACUAGAACUGUUACAGAGGGGUCACCCCUGGUUCUUCAUUGUGAUAUAGAGGCGCGUCCAUUACCAAAUCCAAGCCAAACUCUGUGGUUCUUCAAUGGAUCUCCUAUAUCGGACUCCAGCUUCAACAUCACACGUGUGGACAAAUCUGUGUCUAGACUUUCUACAAGUCUGCAUGUGCAGCAUUUUCAUCGUGACCAAAGUGGGCAGUAUAGUUGCCAGGGUUACAAUCAUCUGGGAGCAGCUAAAAGUCCUCCUUUGAAUGUUCAGGCUCUAUAUAGUCCCAUCUGCUCGUUCUCUGGUGUUCAGAAACAUGCCGUUCGCAUUGGUGAUGACGUUGCACUCACGUGUCGAGUUACAGCCAGUCCAAACAACGUUACCAUGCGAUGGCGGUAUAUUCAAAGUAAUGCGCCAAUAAAAACUGGGCUUUUAGGAGACGUGGAAUCCCAGGCCGUGUCCUCAACUACCAUCCGCAUAGAUGUUGCAUCGAACAACCAAUAUUCGGACAUUGUUUGCAUUGCUACGAAUAUCGUUGGUGAUAUGAUGUUUCCAUGCAUGUAUCGUAUUGUCGAACCCAGUCCACCCGAAAUUCCUUUCAAUUGUUCCACCAAAGCAUUGAGCGACACAUCCGUGCAGGUAGAGUGUAAUCCAGGGUUCAAUGGCGGCUCUCCGCAGCACUUCCUGUUACAGAUGCUGGACAUCUCCACGGAGAGACAGAGCUUCAACACCAUCUCUAACUGGUCCUCGCCGUUAUUCACAGUCUCUGGGUUAACACCCGGCUCCAACUACACGUUCAGAAUGUGUUCUGGAUCCAGUGCUUUUGCGCGCACUAUCAGUUGCAGUAGACCAUUGAAAGUUAUUACAUCAGCAGCAGGGGUAGUCAACAAGAAACGAGUUUCGUCGCCGUCCGAGACCAGUACUACGCCCUACAUUAUCGGGGGCGUCGUUGGAUUUCUUGUGCUGUUGAUACUGAUAUCUGUCUUAGCUUAUUGUCUUCACAAGAAGCGAAAGAGAGGUGGAAAUGUGAUGCGCUCCAACCAAAUACCUUGGAGAACAAAUGAUUGGUUGAAACACAGAAAUGGGACGUCCACGGGUAUUAGUGUUAUUCCUGGAGCUCACAAUGAGGCUUUUGAAGAAGACAUUGUCAACGCCGAGAGCAAUAAACCAGAGAAUGCAGAAAAUCAACAAAAAUCGAUACAUAACCAUGGCAACGAAAAGCUUCGCAAACUAGAGGAAGGAGACUCUAUCAGGAUUUCUAAACUGACAGCUCUGACCCUUUUAGCUUUGUCAAAAGAACACUCUUCCCAUGAAUCCGAGAAAAUGGUUGAUUUAGAUUUUCUUGAUGAGCAAGUUACUGAUCUUGAUGAGUUAUCUAAUCCUAGAAGUCCUGGCUUAGUAUUAACUUCCGGUAGCCCGCGUCGUGACUUCUCAUACAGCGAAACUCGGUUAGACACAAUACACCCCGGUAAUAAAGCACUAGAAACAGAGCUUAACACGCAACUGUCAGAAGAAACUAGGCAAAUGUCGAGAUCUUCGCACGUACUUAACGAGGUCACACCGAGUUCUGUAAAAAGUAUAAAUGAUUAUAUAAAUUUGUCCUAUCCUGAUCGGAACCUCAAAAACACAGUAAAUGAAAAUGAAUCUACCAAAGAAGACAUGGAGGCCAUAAAGAAAACAUUUGUUUCUAGAUAUAGCUUACAAUUUCUAACGAAAAAUGACGAUAGCCCUUCUUUAAUUCAAAAUAGCCCUGCAUCAUCUACAAGUUCCGUAUCUGGUGCGGGAAGCCUUCGCGGCGCACCGCGAAGACAGAGUUACACGCUAGCGAUCAGUAGCGAUGAAGAGGGUACCACUUUGGCAAGAGAAGUCUUGUCUGCAUCAUCCAUCUGUGAAUCUUCCAUCUACGACGUCCCGAUGAACAGCGGCGGGUUUGAGGUGGACGAGUUUAAGACGGAGUCAAAGGAGACUGAUUCGGAGGAUCGCGCCCCAGUGAACGCUGAUUACGAGAUAACUGAUAUAUUUACUUCAGUGGAAUCGGGUCAAAGAGAACAGCUAGACAAUUCUGUUCUUUCUUUAGGGUUAUACGGGGGAGUCGAGAGGGGUAAUAUUACCCCAGAGAAAGAGAACUCUGGCCUAAAUCACGAUGAAACUAAGUCAGACUCGAGCAAUGAGCAGAGAGAUUCAAUCGGUGCUUAUUUCUGAAGACAUUCUAAUAAUGCGAAAGAGAUGCUCUCUUGAUUCCAGAGUUAUUUCCAUUUAAAUCAAUAUUAGAUCAUUUUACAUAAGCUGCUUCAACAGAUUAGGUAACUUUAUAUUCCACAUUGUUAGGUUUACCUUUGAUGUAUGACGAUCAACCAUACAGAGUCGCCAUGACAACGUUGAGCAUCGUAAAAAACAGAGCUGUACAGGUUGAAAACUCAGAGCUUUAUCUUUAACUUAAUUGCGUUUCUGUUUAGAUCAAAUUACACGGAUCUUUUGAAUUACAUCAUUAAUUACACAUGCCUUGGAAUGGCAAGAAAUUAAUUAAUUCUGUUAUAGUUGUUUAUAUUGUUUAUGAGUUUAUUGACGGAUUAUCUAGGGCAUCUCCCUCCGUAAUGUGGCUGUAUCAAGAAUUUCUUGAGAAGUACAUGUAUUUCAUUGAAAUCAUUCCCUUUAACUAUGUGUCAUAUUUUAAACUUGGAAUUUACUGGGUGGGUGUAACGACAAAAUUUGAAUUAUGUCGUAUUGUUAAUUUUGAACUUUCAUCCUUCCAGCAAAUUUAUAAAUUUGACGCAUUUUAUUUGACUACAUGUAUUUCAUUUAAAAAAUAUCUGCCCAAUUGAAAUUUGCCGCCGAUAUUUUUUAUAACAGUUGUGCCGGUAUGAAAUAAUAGUAUUUAUGCGAUGAUUAGAAAAUACAUAAUUCCUAAAUAAGAAAAUAAUGAUCAUGUGCGCUAUAACCUCAAAACAGGACGAAUGAGAUACCUUAAGAUCGAUAAAUUUUAAAGAUCUUCCUGGACAAUUCACAUGUUCAUGUUAAUACAUUAAUAUUGUACUUGCAUUUUUAUCAUUGUGUCUUUGUUUAUGUUCUUGAUGUAUGCUUCUAAUCUACCUGUGAUCUAGUUUUCAGUGAAUAAAGAAUUGAGAAAUAGAGUUAGUUG